Messenger RNA from Caenorhabditis angaria, 2543 nucleotides. Lineage: Eukaryota; Metazoa; Nematoda; Chromadorea; Rhabditida; Rhabditidae. The record is from the annotation of a GenBank genome assembly.
AUGUCAAUUCAAACAACAGCCAGUGUAAAUAGUGAAAAAUCUAACAAAACAGUGGGUUACUGUAGAUACCAAUUAUUUAUUUAUAUAUCAAAAUUUUUUAGAAAGAUACAAGUAUAAGCAUAAAGAAAAGUGGCAAAACGUUAGCAUGGAAUAAUAUUGUAGCUACAGUACCACAAGCUGGCGGAGGUCAAAAAGAAGUGAUCAGAGAUGGUAAGAUUCUCUCGAUAUUUUCUAAUUUCUUUGAAAAUUUAGUAAGUGGGAUCGCGGAACCUGGAGAAGUUCUUGCUUUGAUGGGUGGAAGUGGAGCAGGAAAAACAACAUUGAUGAAUAUUUUGGCACAUUUGGAUACACCUGGUGUUGAGGUAGAAAAAAACCGAAAAAUGUUUUUCGAAAAUUUCCCAUUUUUUGUAGUAUCGAGGAGAUGUUACUGUAAAUGGAAAGAAAAUAACGAAACAAAAAAUGCGGCGAAUGUGUGCUUAUGUUCAACAAGUUGAUAUAUUUUGUGGAACUCUUACAGUUCGAGAACAAUUAAUGUAUACAGCUUGGCUUCGAAUGAAAAAUACAACAGCAAAAGAAAAAGAAGAACGCGUUGAAAAUGUUUUGAGAGAAAUGAAUUUGAUUGAUUGUCAAAAUACUUUAAUUGGAAUACCAAAUCGUGUAAAAGGAAUAUCAAUUGGAGAAAAAAAGAGACUUGCAUUUGCAUGUGAAAUAUUGACAGAUCCACAAAUAUUAUUUUGUGAUGAACCGACUUCUGGACUUGAUGCAUUCAUGGCUUCUGAAGUUGUUAAAGCACUUCUUGAUUUGGCGGCAAAAGGAAAAACUAUAAUUGUUGUACUUCAUCAACCAAGUAGUUCUGUUUUUCGAAUGUUUCAUAAAGUUUGUUUUAUGGCAACUGGAAAAACUGCGUAUCAUGGAAAAGUUACACACUUAUGCAAUUUUUUCGAUGGUCUUGGACCUGAUUUUCGAGUUCCUGAAUCUUAUAAUCCUGCUGAUUUUGUAAUGAGCCAAAUUGCUGUUUCAUCUGGAACUGAACAACAGGAUGUUCAAAGAAUUGAGGUGAUAUUUACUAAACUUUCCCAAAUAACAAUUUGUUUUGUUUCUUUUCAGUUCAUAAUUCGCAAAUAUCAAGAAAGUGAUGUUGGCCAUGAAACUUUGAAAAAAACUCGAAAAUCUAUCACAAUUGCUGGAAGUUAUGUUGAAGAUGAAGAAGUUGAAGAGAAACAUAAAUAUAAUGCCACGUUUAUGACACAAUUCACAAUUCUUUUAAAAAGAUCAUUGAAAACAACUUUUAGAGAUCCACUUCUUCUUCGUGUUAGAUUUGCUCAAAUUGUGGUAAUAAUUUUUGAACUUUUUGUAUUUACUCGGUCAGAAAACGGCGGAGUCGCUACCGAUCGGGGCGGAGUCGCUACACGUUUUUAGUUCUUUUUUAGUUCCCUUAGUUAGUUCCUUUUAGUUCCCUUAGUUAGUUCCUUUUAGUUCCCUUAGUUAGUUCCUUUUAGUUCCCUUAGUUAGUUCCUUUUAGUUUAGUUCCCCGAAACGUGUAGCGACUCCGCCCCGAUCGGUAGCGACUCCGCCGUUUUCUGACCGAGUAUUUUCUGAAAAUAAUCAUUUUCAGAUAACUGCUCUUAUCGUUGGAGUUGUAAAUUUCCGUACUGAACUUCGUGGUCCAACAAUUCAAAAUCUUGAAGGUGUUAUGUAUAAUUGUGCAAGAGAUAUGACAUUUCUUUUCUAUUUUCCAUCUGUAAAUGUAAUUACAAGUGAAUUGCCAAUUUUUAUGAGAGAACAUAAAGCGAAUAUUUAUUCAGUUGAAGCAUAUUUUCUAGCCAAAAGUUUAGCUGAACUUCCACAAUAUACAGUAUUACCAAUUAUUUAUGGAACUAUUGUUUAUUGGAUGGCAGGUUGGAUUUGAGAUUACUGUAGAGGAGUAGACAAUCUAAUUUUUUCAGGUUUGGCAACUUCAGCUGUCUCAUUUUUGAUAUUUGUUGCUGUUUGUAUAUCUCUUACUUGGGUUGCGGUUUCUGUAGGUUUGUUAAUUUCUCAGAAAUGGUCCAAAAUUUUGGAUCAGCAUCGAUUCUAUUUCACUUUUUCUAAAAAUCAAAGACCGAAGUUCCAAUUCAAAAAACUUCUUUGAAAACCUAUCGAUAUUUCCAGCUUAUGUUGGUGCUUGUAUUUUUGGAGAUGAAGGAUUAGUUGUGACUUUUAUGCCAAUGUUUGUUCUUCCAAUGCUUGUUUUUGGUGGAUUCUAUAUUAAUGCCUUGAAUAUUCCGAAAUAUUUCAUGCCAUUCUCUUAUAUUUCUUGGUUCAAACAUGGUUUCGAAGCUUUGGAAGAGAAUCAAUGGAAUGGAAUUGAUGAUAUUCCUGGAUGUGGCAAUGUCACAAAUACUGGAGAAUAUUGUCCAGCUUCAAAUGGUUAUCAAAUUUUGCAAAGACGUGGAAUAACAACUCCAAUGGAAUGGAACAUUUUCAUUUUAUUUUCCUCAUUUUUUGUGUACCGUUUUAUUGGAAUGAUUGCUUUGAAUAUUAGAGUAAAGUAUGCGAAAUAA